Molecule: messenger RNA, 1011 nt
Organism: Fomitopsis serialis
Lineage: Eukaryota; Fungi; Basidiomycota; Agaricomycetes; Polyporales; Fomitopsidaceae
Exons: 2
Coding region: 1-1011 (336 amino acids)
Source: RefSeq, a predicted model, not a curated record
AUGGCUUUCCAAACCCUCAAUCUCGAUGUCGUCGAGAGCAUUCUGUCCCACAUCGCUCCGCUGGAAGCCCUACCGCUGAUGACAACUUGUCGUGCGCUACAUGUACCAGCGACACGGCGAUUUCUGUCCGCAGUCGAAAUAUGCUGGGACGGCUACCUCGAGUGCCAUGAUCAUGCGCAGUUUUGUGACUACAUGCUCGCCGAUCCGCAACCUCGUGCUCAAUGUCUGCGAGAAUUGACCCUGUCUCUUAUUCUCGAGCCAGACAUAUCACACCCCUCUGGCAUGCCUCUCCAGGACCGCCUCGCGGAAAUCGUUCGUCACGCGACGGCCUUGCGCAAAAUCUUUCUGUUGACCGCGAACGACACAUUCACCCAGAGUUGUCCCGCACUUGUGGAUGCAAUCGCCGAGGCAAAGUCACUCAAGGUUAUACACUUCCUCCACGUCGAUCUCAGUGGCAUCGCAUUACUUUCGCGCAUGAAGAGCCAGCUGGUGUCAGUGACAUGCAAAAUGGAUCGUGGAGCUGCCACGACCGUGACGCAAGUGCAAAAGCCGAUGCGUUUCCUACGCAACUUCGUCGAGUGUCUGACAAAGGUCACCCUCAACGAGGCGCUCGAUGUGCUGAUAGCGGAUGCGAAUCCGAAAGGUGUAUGGCCUCGUGUCCAGGAGCUCGUGUUGGGAGAUGGGGAGAUCAGGCCCGAACACUGGCGGCCUGUCUGCCGUGCGUUUCCCAACAUACGCACCCUGCGCGUGCGAGCGGCAUCGGUCGAUGUUACGGGUGCUCACGCCGAGUGGCCCAAAUUGGACUUGGUUCAGACGAGGAGUCCACUGCCUCUACAAUGCCAUGUACGCAACGUCAAGGUCGACGAUGGCAAUGACGAGGAGCCCUUGCCAGGGAACAACCACGAUGCCGCCCAGUAUUUCGAGAUGCUUCGUCGCGUUUCGCCUGUUACGUUAACCUACUACCACGACCGCAAGCUCCAUGCCGAGAGUAUCGCCAACGUAGCACUGUAA